Molecule: messenger RNA, 2114 nt
Organism: Anolis sagrei ordinatus
Lineage: Eukaryota; Metazoa; Chordata; Lepidosauria; Squamata; Anolidae
Gene: FBXO43
Product: F-box protein 43
Biological process (GO): negative regulation of meiotic nuclear division; regulation of mitotic nuclear division
Cellular component (GO): nucleus
Molecular function (GO): zinc ion binding
Source: RefSeq, a predicted model, not a curated record
UCCAGUUCUAAACACAAGAUGUCAGAAAGUAAUUCAAUCCUAUCUAAUAUUUUUAAAAGAGUCAGACUGCCUUCUCCUAGCAACAAUACAAGCUUCUUCAGUUUUAAAGAUUCUGGCUCUCCUUCCAUAUUUUAUGACAGUGGCUACAACGAAUCAUUAAAAGACCAAAGCUUUAAUUAUGCAGAAGCAGAACAUAAAAGAGAACAGAAUGACAAAGGUUUGCCUGAGUAUUUUAAACAUGCCCAUUCUAGUAGUUCAUGUGCUUCAGUGCCAUCUCCCAUUGAAAAUAAACAUAUUACCUUAUUAUCAGAAAGGAAGGAAGCCAGUAUAUAUACAAACUAUUCUGAAACACCCAGAAUUGCUAAAAAGGAAUUGUCAAUUCGCAGAAGAUUGCUUGUAUCCAAAGCAGCGUCUGCUGGUGCCUUGGGAUGUGCCGAAAGACAACUAUCACCUUCAGGAAACAGCCGUAAAAAGACAUGUUCAUCUCAUUCUCUUAGUUUUGAUGAAAGAAUUUCAAAAUGUACUUUGGAUUCUCCAAGAGACAAAAGCUAUCAGCCACUGGCGACUAGUACUUUAAAAAGCGAAGAGACUAUUUCUGGUUCUCAGAGACUGAGACUUGCAUUUUCUCAACAGCGGACUUCUACAAUUGAUGAUUCAAAGCCUAAUGGCAGUCUUUUGCCAGAACCAAGUUGUUUGUCUCCAAUCCAGCCUCAGUGCUCUACAGGCACACACAGCUAUUUCUUUGACAGUGCCCUUCAAAGUUUUCAUGGCAAAAAUACAUGUUCAGAAUUAGUUGGAACUCCUCAAUGUAGUUUGUCUGGAACAAAUGAUGAUAAAUCUAUCACACCAAUCAAUAGUCUUGUAGAAGAAUUUCAUCUUACUAUAACUGAAAUAAGUACACCUCCAGUUACAGAAAUUGGUAAUUUGAACCUACUAACUCCUGAUAGUAUUAGUUACAAAGCUCUUACGUGUGAUAAAUCGGAAGAGUCAUCAUCUGAGCAUGAUGGUUCUUUCCAAGAGCUUCGAAAAUGCAGUGAACCAUCCAGCACUGUAAAGUCUAAAAGAAAGUUAAGAAAGCUGCAGCGCUCAAGAAGGCUGUCAACUCUUUCAGAAUGUGGUUCACAAUCAGAAAAAGAAGAACACGACAGCACUUCUUCUAAUUCAAAAUGUGAUCUAAAAAUAUCUGCUGGAGAUCGCAAUGAAGACAGUGACUUGGUUUUUAGUGUAAAUGACAAUAGAAGCAUGGUUCCAAAUCCAGAAAAUCUCUCAAAGACUCCAACUUUGCAACUAAUUCACACUCUCUUUAUGCAAAGCAGAAGUAAAAAAAAGGAGGAAACUGAUUUGUUGAAGAAUAUUGGUGGACUUGACAUUUCGCUGUUAAAGUGUGUUGUUGCUCAACUCAUUGGCAAGAAAAUGGGCAUUGAAAAACUAGAUAUAUUAACAGAAUUAAGAGACAGACAUUUAAAACAUGUUCUUACGAUGAUUUUAGACAUCGUGACUGUGGAAAGCUUAUGCAGCAUGUGGAAUGUAAGUCAAAAUUGGCGGGAAAUUAUUGUAUUGGAUAAACAUGCAAAUCGGAGGAGGAAGUUCUACAUUAAACAUCUGAGAACAACAACUAAGAUAAACAUAUCAAAUGCUGAAGAUGCUGCUACGAGACUAAUGAUGACUAGACUUGCACUACGGCCAGUCCAAGCUCAAGGAAAAUCUCCAGCAUUAAAAACACAGCCUGUUUUUAAUAAAUCUUUGACACCUCAGGGAUGCAGCUCCAUUCUUCAGUCAGCUAGUAAACACGAAGCAUAUAUAAAGGUUGCCCAAACCCUCUUCAUUGGUGAAGCUUUAAAGCCCUGUCCAAAGUGUCAGAGUCCUGCUAAGUAUGAAUCCGUUAAAAAACGUGGACUCUGUAGCCGAGAAGAUUGUGCGUUUGACUUCUGCAGUUUAUGUUUGUGUGAUUUUCAUGGAUCAAGAGAUUGUAGCACUUCAUCUAGUAAAUGGCAAAAUACAAAAUAUGCCCUGGCGGGAAGUGCCAAAAGCAAAAGAAACUUGAAACGCCUCUAAAUAUUUUGGAGUAAAUAGAUUAUAUUUCCUUUCCCCUGCCCUUUAUUCUCUAUUUUCUA